Molecule: messenger RNA, 894 nt
Organism: Paramecium pentaurelia
Lineage: Eukaryota; Ciliophora; Oligohymenophorea; Peniculida; Parameciidae
Source: the annotation of a GenBank genome assembly
UAUGGUAUUUAUAUUGAUCUAUUAUACAAAAGCCAAAAGCACCAAAAACUAAUAAAUCAAAGAAAAUUUCUAAGAAAAUUGCAGACAGAAAAAAGAAUCCUCUAUUUGUUAAGGAAGCUAAGAAUUUUAGAAUUGGAAAUGAUGUUCAACCAAAACGUGAUUUAUCAAGAUAUGUGAGAUGGCCUCGUUAUAUUCUACUCCAUAGAUAAAAAAAGAUUUUAUUAUAAAGAAUCAAAGUACCUGCAGCUAUUCAUUAAUUUAGUAAAACUCUUGAUAAAAACUAAAGUAAACUUGAUAAUAAAUUUUAAUAAUAGGUUCCAAAAUAUAUUCUUUGUUAAAAAAAUAUUCUCCAGAAACAAAGACUGAAAAAAAACAAAGAUUAAUCAAAGCAGCAGAAUAAAAAACAUAAAAUUAAAAACCUGAUACUAAAAAAGUAAAUGUUCUUAAAUUUGGAUUAAAUCAUGUGACAACUUUAGUUGAAACAAAAAAAGCUAAAUUAGUUUUGAUUGCUUAUGAUGUAGAUCCAAUUGAAUUAGUAGUUUGGUUACCAUAAUUAUGCAGAAGAUAAGAAGUACCAUUUGCAUUUGUUAAAAGUAAAAAUUUAUUUUUAUUAUUUUAUAGAUAAGGCUAGAUUGGGUGCUUUGGUUCAUUAAAAAACUGCAACUUGUGUUGCAUUGACUGAAGUAAGAAAAGAAGAUUAAGCUGAAUUUGAUAAUUUAGUAUAAGAUUAUAUAAUAUAUUAAGGCUAGAGAUUUAAGAUAACAUUAUAACGAGAAUCAUGAAUUAUUAAGAACUAUUGGUGGAGGUCAAGUAGGAAUAAAGUCAAGACAUUAAUAAGAGGCUUUGAAAAAGGCUUUAGAGUUAGAGGAACUCAAAAAAACAAGUUAAUGAUGU